This is a messenger RNA of Cutaneotrichosporon cavernicola, 822 nucleotides long. RefSeq lists its product as uncharacterized. The record is from RefSeq and is a predicted model, not a curated record. The transcript has a single exon. NCBI's taxonomy places the organism in Eukaryota, Fungi, Basidiomycota, Tremellomycetes, Trichosporonales, Trichosporonaceae. Gene Ontology annotation, biological process: fatty acid beta-oxidation. Bases 1 to 822 code for a protein of 273 amino acids.
AUGAUCAGUCUCGUCACACGUCGUGCCGCUCUCGCGCGGCCCCUCAUCCCGCUCCUCCGCCACUCCUCCUCCGCCACCUCCGGAAUCCUAGUCGAGGACCGGGGCCCAACCCGCCUCAUCACAUUGAACCGCCCAAACCAGCUUAACGCGCUCACGCCGGCCGACCUCGAUGCUUUUAUCCAGGCGGUCGAAGGCGCCCCGGACUCGGUACGCGCAAUCGCCGUAGCGGGUGCAGGACGGGCCUUCUGUGCGGGCAUGAACACGUCGGCCUUUGAGGGACUGGAUACAGCGGCCGCCCGCGACCUGAUCGUCAAAGUUGGGCGCGCGGUUGGUUGCCUCCGCCUCUCGCCCAAAGUCACCGCGGUGCUCGUGCACGGAUACUGCCUCGGUGCCGCGUUUGAGAUGGCCCUCGCGGCUGAUUUGCGCCUGGCUGUUCCCGGCGUUCGCGUGGGAUUGCCCGAGACAAAGGUCGGCAUUCCAAGUGUCGUGGAUGCUGCUUUGUUGAGGCAUCACGUCGGGCUGAGUUUGGCAAAGGAGAUGCUGUUGCUCGGCGAGAUUUAUCCCGUUGAGAAGCUGGGAGCGGGGUUCGUUAAUGCAUUCGCGGAGCAGGGGGACUUGGUUGCCAAGGGAGAGGAGAUGCUUGGCAAGGUCGCUGAGCUCACUCCCGUCGUUAUGGCUGCUCAGAAGGAACUCAAUGAGGCGUGGAUGAACGAGAGCCAUGUCGAUGGCAUCGCGCGAAGCAUCGACGUCUUUUCGCGCGUCUUUGCCGAUCCCAGCACACACGAGGCUGUGGAGAAGUACAACGCCAAGCGGAAGAAGUAG